Cryptococcus deneoformans JEC21 is the source of this 2023-nucleotide messenger RNA. Its product is annotated as Aromatic-L-amino-acid decarboxylase, putative. The record is from RefSeq and is a predicted model, not a curated record. The transcript has 14 exons. Gene Ontology annotation, biological process: amino acid metabolic process. Lineage: Eukaryota; Fungi; Basidiomycota; Tremellomycetes; Tremellales; Cryptococcaceae. Gene Ontology annotation, molecular function: pyridoxal phosphate binding; carboxy-lyase activity. The coding region runs from base 292 to 1839 and encodes 515 amino acids.
GUACUUCGGUCGGAUAUGUCCGCCGCGUUUUAUGUCCGUUCAUUCAGGGGCUUUUGUCGGGCCUAAUGACUGACUGGGAGUCUCUCCCCUUGAGAUGGUCGACUCUCCGACUCUCCGUCCCCUCCUUUCCCCCGUUCGUUCCUCCCGCUAGCUUCUUCACGCCCUCCUUUCCUUCAGCCCGGCAACCGUCGAUCAAUCAACCAACAACCCCGUUUCGGCUCCAAAGGGUCGGUAGUGAAACAUCAAAGAAAUCAACUCCAGGACGCGACUUACUAUCUACGACACGACAUCAUGGACAUUGAAGAGUUUCGGAAAGCAGGAUAUGCGGCUGUUGACGCUAUCUGUAAUUACUAUGAGCAGCUCUCCCAAAAGCCAGUCAAAGCUGAAGUUGAACCUGGAUACCUCUUAGAAAAAUUGCCAUCAGAGGCGCCAGUCAAGGGGGAGCCGUUUGAGCAGAUAACAGCCGCUUUUCAAAAUGAUAUCCUUCCUGGUAUCACCCACUGGCAAUCACCCAAUUUCUUUGCUUACUUUCCUUCAAACACAACGUUUGAGGGUAUGCUUGCUGAUCUUUAUGCAGCUAGUGUCAGUAACCCUGGUUUCAACUGGAUUUGCUCCCCAGCUUGCACCGAACUGGAGCAAGUCGUCGUUGAUUGGGUAGCCAAGAUCUUGGGGCUCUCCUCGGCCUUCUGGACUGAUUCGAAAGUUGGCGGAGGUGUGAUAAUGGGAUCCGCAUCGGAGGCUGCUUUGACUGCUGCAAUGGCUGCUCGGGAGAGGGUGUUAAGAAUCCUCUCCAAAGACGCCAACGCGGUAGCCAAUGAGGAUAUUGAAAUUCCCGAAGAUGUGAGACAGAAGUAUGGGCAAAAACUGGUCAUCUAUGGGAGCACACAAACUCAUAGCAUUGGUGCCAAGGCUGCGAUUCUUCUGGGCCUUCCUUUCCGAGCAGUGCCGGUGACUGCAGAAGACGAGUAUGCUCUUAGAGGGGAUGCUCUGCGAGCAGCAAUUGAAACCGACGUCGCAGCUGGGUUGAUCCCUUUCCUUGCCAUUGGCACUGUGGGAACAACUUCAUCUGGCGCUGUAGAUAGAAUUGCUGAGAUCGGACAAGUCUUAAAGGAUUAUCCUACCAUGUUCUUACACAUCGACGCUGCAUGGGCAGGCGUUGCAUAUGCACUUCCAGAGUGCCGAGACCAGCUUCGACUUGCCGAGGUCAACGAGUAUGCCAAUUCCGUCUCUACCAACCUUCAUAAAUGGGGUUUGACGACAUUCGAUGCGACACUUCUGUUUGUCAAGGACCGACAUGACUUAACGCAAACAUUCGACGUGACUCCUCUCUAUUUAAGAAGCAAAGAGGCGGAUACUGGGAAGGUAAUUGACUACCGUAACUGGCAAAUUCCUCUGGGGAGGAGGUUCAGGAGUCUCAAAAUAUGGUUUAUCCUGAGAAGUUAUGGUGUUGAAGGUUUCCAGCGUCACUUGACCCGGGGUAUCGAGCAAUGCCAGAAGCUCGCUUCUAUAGUCCGCGCGUCUCCCGAUUUCGAACUUGUCACCGAGCCCGCCCUUGCUCUUCUAGUCUUUCGUUUGGUACCAGGACAUACCACACAGCUGUCAGCAGAGACUCUUAACAAUCUCAAUAAACGGCUUUACAACCGCCUAGACGCACGAAAGGAUGUGUUUUUGACACAAACUGCCUUGAAGAGCAGCAAUGGGAAUAGUGUUACGUGCAUCAGGUUUGCUAUGGGUGGGGUGCAUACCAAAUUUGAGCAUGUUCAAAAGACGUGGGAAGUGGUUAAAGAGGAGGGGUGUAAUACCAUCGACGAGUGGAAGAAAGAGGAAGGUAAUCAAUGAGCGAAGUGUUGAAACGCGCCGGGAUAUAUCAGGUGGUCGCAUCUACUGUACUGGUACACUUUUUAUAUUUCUAAACAGAUCUUGUAAUGCCGACAUCUUUAUUCCACCACGCUUCUUUGUCAUGUUGAGUUUCUUCGCUUGGUUCUCCGGACAUUCCAUCUGUAAAGAGAGAUGCAUUUAGAUC